Molecule: messenger RNA, 802 nt
Organism: Haliotis rubra (blacklip abalone)
Lineage: Eukaryota; Metazoa; Mollusca; Gastropoda; Lepetellida; Haliotidae
Exons: 2
Coding region: 161-802 (213 amino acids)
Source: RefSeq, a predicted model, not a curated record
UCAGUAUACAUGUUUACUGUUUACAUUUACUCAGUUGAGUUGCCUCUGCAGGUGUUUGUGAUAUUGUCAUCAAUAUAUUCGUAUAAUGAAUACGGAAUGGUACCACAGAACACAUCUUUUCUGACGAUUAUAGAAAUAUUUUUGUCUCCUUUAUUCACAGAUGGAGAAACAUUGUCGUUGUGAAGUUCGGAGAUUCCCGUUGGAGUUCAUGCCUUCAAGGUUGCAGAAUCUUAAAUGCUACAUAUGGAAACCGAUUAUUAUACAGGCUAACCUACAUAAGGCAGACAUACUGGUGUGGAUGGACGCGUCUGUGAGGUUCUCCAACAAUAUCAUCAAACCCCUGCUAGAUGAUGCAGAGAGACGAGGCAUGGUCUUAGCCUCAGGUACAAACUCUGUGGGGCAGCAUACUCUACAGGUUACAAUGGACUACAUGAAGGAAGACGUCUGCACCCUAGCUCCAUUGUUUGAGCAUGAAGCAACAUUCAUCAUGUUUCACAAUAAGCAGUGGGUACGAGAGGCCGUUGUGAAACCAUGGGCAGUUUGUGCCGUGAGUGAUAAGUGCAUGUGUCCUCGGGAUCCAGAAUACGAUACCUACUGUAACGUGCACAUCCACAAGUACAAGAAGUGUCAUCGUUAUGACCAAACUGCAAUAAACAUCAUACUCGCCAAGCUUUUUCGGGACCACACAAGUAGUUUUCUUUCGCUAUGCUACGACUAUGUCAGUUUACUGCGUGGUGAUACGUAUCGGUAUUUUGAUGAACUUGAGGAAUGGCAAGCAGUGCCAGCUGGUCGUCGCCCUUGA